GGGUAAGUACCCGGGGGUCUCUUUGUUGCCGUUCGGCCUCCUUACUGUAUUCUUCAUGGUGUCAACUUUCCGGAGGUGCCACCUACCAUCCGAAAUGCGUACCCCGCCGUCAUAAACGUUCACAUGAGAACGCAUCCUUUGGCUCACCGCUCAUGAUACUUUGCAGUUCACGCUUCUUUUAGUAAAGGGUCCAGUUCCACCAUUUUCGGUGCCAGCUUCGAUUUACGUGCAAAAAUACAAGCAAACUGGAAUGCAAUAGAAUACAGUACAAAAGUCAAUAUGGAAACGAAUAUAAGUAAGCCUCUGUGGAAUUGUUUGAAGCUGGAUCGUCCCCCUACUUCUAUUUGGCAUCCAAUGCCCGAAAAUUUUGCUACUUCGCUAUUUAUAUCAACUGUCAAUAGUGCUGUGGAAGACAUUUCGUAUCAAGAUCAGCUUAGCACUGAGGCUGUCGUCCUUACUCGUUUGGUUUAUAGAAUGAAAAGUAAAUUCAGGGCGGACAAAGGACUUAAAAAUAUAGAGAAGGUCAACAGAGCUCUUCUUAAUUAUUUAAAAUUGUCAGUCAAAGAAGAUUAUGAAUAUCUGAAAGCAAAUAUUGAAUCUAACGAGGAGAGCAUAACAUUACCCAGUCGACAGAUGUUGGACUAUGUUCUAAUAAAAACCGAGAGUUUUGCGAAACUUAUGCACCGGAUUGAGAGUGUUGCCAGACUGGCUGCUCAUUUUCUGACCAAUAGAAUUCACCUUGGUCAAGCUUGGACUGUCUCGGUUAUCGCAUUAUCUGUCAUAUCCCGGAUUUGGAUGCUCUCUAGUUAUUUAUUGAGAAGAUCUUGCGAGUGGUAUAACAAUUUAUAUACUUUGCGAGAAAAAGUGAGACCAAUGGGAGUUGAAUGGAUGCCACGAGAACAGACUUUACCAUCAGAUCUCAAGAGUUGGAUUGGAGUUUCGAGAAUUGAUAAGCAAUCUCAAUGUUUGCAAAGGAAAGCGACUCUUCGGAAUCGGAAUUAACGUCAGUCAAGUGAAUAAAGAAUGGCUCGACAUGCAUGCCGUCGUCUUUUGCUUCUCACCAUACUCAUCCUUCAGAUUUUGAGCAUUCUCAAUACGAUUGUUCCACAAUUCACUUGACACGGAAAUUCUAGCAUUUUCGCACAAUUGACAUACAUCAUUGGCUUCGAGAGUAUUAUUUUAGAGCGCGACUUAGCUCUUCACAUUAGCCCAUAUUUAUGCUAUAGUAAUUGCAUGCCCUUUUCAUGGGAUGUUUCAUCCAAAAAGAUAGG
Molecule: messenger RNA, 1271 nt
Organism: Fopius arisanus
Lineage: Eukaryota; Metazoa; Arthropoda; Insecta; Hymenoptera; Braconidae
Exons: 4
Coding region: 280-1002 (240 amino acids)
Biological process (GO): positive regulation of Notch signaling pathway
Cellular component (GO): nucleus
Source: RefSeq, a predicted model, not a curated record